Molecule: messenger RNA, 1311 nt
Organism: Ostreococcus lucimarinus CCE9901
Lineage: Eukaryota; Viridiplantae; Chlorophyta; Mamiellophyceae; Mamiellales; Bathycoccaceae
Exons: 1
Coding region: 1-1311 (436 amino acids)
Biological process (GO): chorismate biosynthetic process; aromatic amino acid biosynthetic process
Molecular function (GO): 3-phosphoshikimate 1-carboxyvinyltransferase activity
Source: RefSeq, a predicted model, not a curated record
AUGGAGCAGCUCACGUUGAAGCCGAUGAAGAAAAUUGAAGGCACGGUUCGAUUGCCGGGGUCUAAGUCGCUGUCAAACCGCAUUCUGCUCCUCGCGGCGCUCGCAGAAGGAACGACCAAGGUGGAAAACUUGUUGGAUAGCGACGACAUUCGUUACAUGGUUGACGCGCUUAAAGUUCUGGGGCUGUCCUUCACGGAAGACAGAGAGAACAACAUUUUGGAAAUCACCGGUUGUGGGGGUAAGCUCCCGGUCGAGGGCGCGGAGUUGUUCCUCGGUAACGCCGGGACGGCGAUGCGACCGCUCACCGCCGCCGUGGCUGCGGCGGGUAAAGGCACGUUCAUCCUCGAUGGUGUCGAGCGUAUGCGUGAAAGACCAAUUCAAGAUCUUGUUGAUGGUUUGGUUCAGCUUGGUGUCAAGGCGGAGUGCACGAUGGGUACGGGUUGCCCGCCGGUGAAGGUUGAGGCGAACGGCUUGCCUGGCGGUCGCGUCGAGCUCAGCGGUUCCGUGAGCUCGCAAUACCUCACCGCGCUCCUCAUGGCGGCCCCACUUUGCGAAGGGUCGAUUGAAAUCGUAAUUGUCGAUGAGCUCAUCUCCAAACCGUACGUUGAGAUGACUAUCACACUCAUGGAACGCUUCGGUGUCAAGGUAGAAAAGGCGGACGACCUCCAGAGCUUUAAGAUUCAAGGCGGACAAAAGUACAUCUCCCCGGGCAGUGCAUUUGUUGAAGGCGAUGCUUCGUCCGCUUCCUACUUCCUCGCCGGUGCCACCAUCACCGGUGGUACCGUCACUGUCAUCGGUUGCGGUUCGGAGAGCAUCCAAGGCGACACAAACUUUGCGUACACGAUGGAGCAAAUGGGCGCGACGCUCGAGUGGGGUCCGAACUCGGUCACCUGCACCGGUCCCAAGGGCCCGCUCAAGGCGAUUGAUGUGAACAUGAACGCCAUGCCCGACGCUGCGAUGACUCUUGCCGUCGCUGCACUCUUCGCUGACGGCAUCACUACCAUUCGUGAUGUCGCGAGCUGGCGCGUGAAGGAAACCGAGCGCAUGAUUGCGAUUUGCACCGAGCUGCGCAAGCUCGGUUGCGACGUCUUCGAAGGCGCGGAUUACUGCGUCAUCACCCCUCCUCACAAGCUCGACCCCCCGGCCAAGAUGAAGGCCAACGUUGACAUCGAUACCUACGACGAUCACCGCAUGGCCAUGGCUUUCGCCUUGGCCGCGUGCGGCGACGUCGACGUCGUCAUCAACGACCCGAAGUGCACGAAGAAGACUUUCCCGACGUACUUUGACGUCCUCAAGUCCGUCGCCAAGUGA